Lontra canadensis (Northern American river otter) is the source of this 387-nucleotide messenger RNA. Its product is annotated as ATP-dependent zinc metalloprotease YME1L1-like. The record is from RefSeq and is a predicted model, not a curated record. The annotation marks the transcript as partial. The transcript has 4 exons. NCBI's taxonomy places the organism in Eukaryota, Metazoa, Chordata, Mammalia, Carnivora, Mustelidae.
GGGUUCCUGUUGUGGGACAGGGGAUCAGAUGUUGAGAGUUUGGACAAACUCAUGAAAACCAAAAAUAUACCUGAAGCUCACCAAGAUGCAUUUAAAACUGGUUUUGCAGAGGGCUUUCUGAAAGCUCAAGCCCUAGCGCAAAAAACCAAUGAUUCUCUGAGACGAACUCGUCUGAUUUUCUUCGUUCUGCUGCUGUUUGGCAUUUAUGGACUCUUAAAAAAUCCAUUUUUAUCUGUCUGCUUCCGGACAACAACGGGGCUUGACUCUGCAGUAGAUCCGGUCCAGAUGAAAAAUGUCACCUUUGAACACGUUAAAGAACCCUCUUUUAGGUAUUGGGAGAGAAGAAAUAAAUCUCUGCUGUCAUUUCUAACAGAAACUAAACCAUGA